Molecule: messenger RNA, 1767 nt
Organism: Symbiodinium necroappetens
Lineage: Eukaryota; Dinophyceae; Suessiales; Symbiodiniaceae
Source: the annotation of a GenBank genome assembly
AUGGGCCAAGCUCAUGCCAAAUCGGCAGUUCAGAUCAUCGACAAAAGGAAGAAGGAAGCACAGAGGGAAGACGAUACAUCGGAAGGCUUGUCGCUCGUCACCUCAAGGGCUGCAGAGCGAAGCGGCAGGCUAAACAUCACUGGCCGGUAUCAUCGACCACCGAAGACGUUUGAAGACGAUUACGGUAGCUUGGACAAGGUCCUCGGCACAGGCUACAACGGAGAGGUGAAGCUGGCAAAGUGCAUACACACUGGUGAGAAGUUUGCAGUGAAGGCGUUCAAACUGCGUGGCGUUAGCAAGGACAAACGAAAGGAGCUGGAGAGUGAAGCCGAAAUCUUCCUUGCCAUGGACCACCCGCACGUGGCCUCUCUAGUGGACGUUUACGAGUCCGACGAGCAGCUUUUCUUAGUCAUGGAGUGCAUGCAAGGCGGCGAGCUUUUUGACCGUGUGGUCGAACGUAAGCGUUUCUCAGAAAAAGAUGCGGCAAAUGCUGUGUACCAGAUGCUGUUGGCGGUGAAUUACAUUCACAGCCAUGACAUUGUACAUCGCGACAUAAAGUUGGAGAAUUUUCUCUACGAGGCCAAAGACUCGGAUCACUUGAAGCUGAUUGACUUCGGAUUCAGCAAGAUAUGGCAGCCGAACACGACUAUGGCCGUCAGUUGUGGGACGUUGGCAUACGUUGCGCCUGAGGUGCUGGACAAGUCCUACACAUCGCAAUGCGACCUUUGGAGCCUCGGCGUUGUGUCCUUCGUCCUCCUUUUCGGCUACAUGCCUUUCUCUGGAGCAGAAGCCAAGCAGAUUCGGGACAUCAAGGACGGCCACUUCUCGAAGAAGCAGGCGAUAUGGAACAAGGUGUCUGCAGAAGCAAAGGACUUUGUUCAGAAGCUUUUGGUUGUCGAUCCCGAGUUCCGCUUGACGGCUGCUAAGGCACUGAAUCAUCGCUGGCUUCAGACGCGUGAGCAAAGAGACAGCCUGAUCGACCAAGCAAUGAUCGAAGACCUUUGCAAUUUUGCCAAAGUGUCUGUUUUCCGCAGGGCUUGCUUGGGCGUGAUGGCUUGGUCACUCAGCGUGGAAGAGCGCAGCAAGGUCCGGGAUGCCUUCUUGGCGAUCGACAAAGACAGAAGUGGCACCAUCACAAUCAAUGAGUUCAAGAUGGCAGUGGAGCAGAACAUCAAGAUGGACGAUGCAACUCUGGAGAAUGCUUUCAAAGCCUUGGAUGCAAACCACAAGGACGAGGUCAACUACCGUGAGUUCCUCGCCGCAAUGGUGUCUUCAAGGAUAGCACUUCACGACGACCUUCUAAAGGUGGCCUUCCGUCGCUUUGACACUGACAACUCCGGUUUCAUCACUGUAGACAACCUCAAGGAGGUGCUGGGUGAAACCUUUGAAGGCAACGAGGUGCAGACGCUGUUGGACGAGGCUGAUCUCAAGCAUGACGGAAGAAUCUCCUAUGAGGAGUGGAUCGAAUAUCUUAGAGGCGGCUACGGAGAUGUGAAGCAGCAUCAUGCGGAUGCUGCUGCUCGGGUGAUUGAUUCGCACAUUGACAAAGAGGAGAAUGGUGUUCGGAAGCGCAGCAAACCGCUUGCUAUCAGAACAAGCGUGGGCCAGUCUCCCAUCCUCAACGGGCAGCCUGUAUCCAGGAACGGCCUGGUGGAAGAGGACAUCAACGUCUCUUCCCACGUGGAAGUGCCGUGCACGCAGGAGGAGUUGGACCAAGUGCGCGUGGAACACCAUGUUUGCUGUUCUGAUGGGUGCCGUAUCCAGUGA